This is a messenger RNA of Hirundo rustica (Barn swallow), 1009 nucleotides long. RefSeq names its product lymphocyte antigen 6E-like. The coding region runs from base 223 to 603 and encodes 126 amino acids. The transcript has 3 exons. The record is from RefSeq and is a predicted model, not a curated record. Gene Ontology annotation, molecular function: acetylcholine receptor inhibitor activity. Lineage: Eukaryota; Metazoa; Chordata; Aves; Passeriformes; Hirundinidae.
ACAACCAGGAAAAGGAGAAGUUGUAGGGAAAAACACACCCCUCUCCAGAUUCCCAACGGAACGCCCUUCUCCGCACAAGCCCGGACACGCUGCUCCCAUUAUCCAUCAUCUGACACAGCAGCCUCUGGUUAUUAUCUCCGCAUCAAAGCAAACACUGCAGAGGUAUAAAGCCUGCCCCUGCCUGAAUCCUGCUUGUUCUGGAGGCUCCCAGACCUCUAGAGGAUGAAGCUUUUCCUCCUGCUCGUGCUCGGCGUCGCCCUGUGCACGGAGAGUGCUUUCUCCCUGACCUGCUUCUCGUGCAAAGAUGCGACUUCCAACAUCCACUGUCUCAGCACCACCACGUGCUCGGCGAACGAGAAGUAUUGUCUGACAACCUAUUCCACCGCCGGAACCGGCAGUGACCGGAGCCAGCGAAUCACCAAGAAAUGUUCUGCAUUUUGCCCAACAAUUGACCUGAACAUCGGCAUAGCUGGAGUCGCCACCAGCUGCUGCGAGACCUCCUUGUGCAACAUCAGCGGGGCCAGCAGCGUGAAAACCAGCUCCACCAUCCUCACCCUGGGGCUCCUGGCCAGCCUCGCCUGCAUCCUCAGGAUGGGUUUUUGAGGGGCUUUUGGGGAAAACGAGGUGCUUGUCUUUGCAUGGUUCAAGCCGCGGUCCAUCAGGUGGGAAUGCUGCCCUGCGCCUCCUAGCUGGAAGGUCACCUCCCAUCAGGAGAGGUUUUUUGCUCUUUCCACGCUCUUGGCGACAUCACAAAAUGAUGUUUGGGAGAGAAAGGGGUAGAAUGGAGCCCUGCACAUGCAGAAUGGCCCCACGUGGUCACCCUCUCUCCUACUCCUGGCAUUUAUAACUCCGUGCAUUAUUUUUUUUUUGCCUUUCAUUUUAUCCCCGCCAUUCUCUUGUGCCAUUUUUUCCCCCCAUUUUCCACCGUGUAUCAUUUUGCUCCCAGAAAGCCUUUAAUAUUCCAGUUGUUAAACAGAAACUGGGCACAAUAAAGUGUUAUUUUAUUCUA